CAUUGUUGCAACCUCAAAAGUAAAACGACCCCAAUCCGUGGGACAUGUACUGUAGCACGUCCUCACUCACCACCGGCGGGGGUCCCUCUCCCUACGGAAGCUCUCUUUCUCACCUCUGGCGGCUCCCUCUCCCCAGCAGCUCCCUCUCUCUCCGGCAGCUCUCCCUUUCACCUCCGGCGGCUCCCUCUCUCUGAUCCGGCCGCCACUCCUCCGAUCUGGCGCACCUCUCUCCCCGGUAGCUCUCUCCCUCUCUUGAGCAUCUCUGUCUGGUCUUCAGAUCCAAAACUCUUCUGCACGAAAAAAGCGAAAAUGAAAAAUAUCUUGAGCGAAAUGGCCAUCAGGAAACCUGGUUUAAUUGCUUUAUUUGAUGUGGAUGGGACCCUUACUGCUCCAAGAAAGGUGGCCACUCCAAAGCUGUUAGAAUUCAUGCGGGAGCUUCGGAAGGUUGUGACAGUCGGAGUCGUGGGAGGAUCUGACCUUAUUAAAAUAUCAGAGCAGCUUGGGAAGACAGUUAUUGAUGACUACGAUUAUGUAUUUUCUGAGAAUGGUCUUGUGGCUCAUAAAGAUGGGAAGCUUAUUGACACCCAGAGCUUAAAGACAUUUCUUGGAGAAGAGAAACUCAAGGAAUUUAUCAAUUUUACACUCCAUUAUAUUGCUGACUUGGAUAUCCCUAUAAAAAGGGGAACAUUUAUAGAGUUCCGAAGUGGCAUGAUCAAUGUAUCACCAAUUGGGAGAAACUGCAGCCAAGAAGAAAGGGAUGAAUUUGAAAAGUAUGACAAGGUUCUCAACAUUCGCCCGAAAAUGGUUUCUGUGCUUCGUGAGAAGUUUGCUCACCUUAACCUGACAUUUUCAAUAGGAGGGCAAAUAAGUUUUGAUGUUUUCCCUCAAGGUUGGGACAAGACAUACUGCUUGAGAUACCUGGAUGAUUUUCAUGAGAUCCAUUUCUUUGGUGACAAAACUUACAAGGGUGGGAACGACCAUGAAAUUUAUGAAUCAGAACGAACUGUCGGUCACACAGUUACAAGUCCUGAAGAUACAAUGGAGCAGUGUAAAGCUCUGUUCCUUGCAAACCCCUGAGCAUUGGGCAACUUUUUGAUUUUCCAAAUUUAUGCCAUUUGUAAUUUACAUGUAUGAAUAAUCAAGCUAGGCGAAGGAUUCAUUUCUUUGUAAAAGAAGUACUGUAAUUCAUUCUUGAACUAUGAUAUCUGCAUGCAUGCUUUUAUCUGAUAAGCAAUAACAUUGUUUCUUAUUCAUUCACUCA
Molecule: messenger RNA, 1261 nt
Organism: Corylus avellana
Lineage: Eukaryota; Viridiplantae; Streptophyta; Magnoliopsida; Fagales; Betulaceae
Product: phosphomannomutase
Biological process (GO): mannose metabolic process; GDP-mannose biosynthetic process; protein N-linked glycosylation
Cellular component (GO): cytosol
Molecular function (GO): phosphomannomutase activity
Source: RefSeq, a predicted model, not a curated record